ACCAAUGACGCGCUCCUCUCAUCUCUAAUAAGCCAAAGAAUUCAUCCUUGGUUGUAGGGUAAGGAAGUGACUAAGGAAGAGGAGCUUUCAGAGAAUCAUCCUCUAAUUUACACCUUUAAUGAGGAGCCAAUCAAAUUUGUGCUGCCAUUGACUUGUUGUCUGGGCAGAAUGUCUGAGGAUAACAUGGAAUAUGCAGAGGGGGCUGGAAAUGCAGUGGCUAGGUUGCACCCUGCAAGACGGAACAACUUAAGCACGUUGGACAAAAAAUUGAAUCUUUUGAAUGAAAAGGUAGAUAAAUUGUUGAGUUUCCAAGAAGGCCUGAAUGGCACACUACAAAAAGUGAACCGAGGCAUUGAUGACAUUGGAAAGAACAUUGACAAGCUAACAGCAUCCCAAGCAACUGCUGCUCAGACUGAGACAACAAAAAGAGGCCUAAAACCUGGGGACAAUAUUCACCCAUCUGAGACCCAAAGUGUGUGCUCAGAAAUGUUGAAGCUGAUGAGAGCUGCACAACAAGAUGCUUUAAAACAUAGGGAGAGGCUGGAAGAGAUAGAAAAAAUGUUUGAUACUGUGGAUAAAGUCAUUGCAUUUGUGGGAGAGACAUUCAAAAAUUCUCAAGUAGUGGAUUUCAUUCUGAGAGGCAUUGUACCUUGGAAGAAAGGGAGUCUGGUUGAAAUCCUAGUGGAGACGAAAGAUAAGCCUGAAGAGAAGGGUGCAAAACCAAAGCAUGUUCCUAGCAACAGAGGAGCCCAGGCUGAAAGCAAGAAGUCUUUGGAAGAGCCCAAAACAGAAGGAAAGUUGGAUGAAAAAAAUGGAGCAGGUGAAACUGUAAACUCUUUCGAUGCUGUAGUCUCCAAAGUUGACUCCAGUCUGCAAGUUAAAGAAAGGACAAUGCAGCCGCAAACAAUGGCAGGUUCUGGCAAAACAAAUAGUGCUAAGAAUCACCAACCACAAAAAGACACUGGAAUGAAAGCUUUGAUUCCAAACAGCAGUCUUCCCUUCAUAAAUCAUGGCUCUAGGGGGAACAAGAAUGUUACUGCUGAAGCAACUGAUAUGGACAGAGCAUCAGGACUGGAAGAACAUCACAGAAAAUCUGUUAAUCAGAAAUCAAAAGACAGUGAAAACAAACCCGCUGCACUCACCGCUAUACCCACGGAAGCUGUGCCAUCAAUGUCAAAGUCUGUAUCCAGAACAGAGCAUGAAGCAAUAUGCACAAGGAUUUCCAUCAAUGUGCAGAUGACUGACACCCAACAAAAGAUUGAAGUGGCCAACGAAGGAAGCCUACGUGAUCAUGGAGGUACAAGUUCCAAAGUAAAAUCUGCUUUCUCGUCACCAUUAGAAGCUGAAAGAGUUAAACAUCUGACUGACAAAUUUAAACAUAACCCAUGCCACCCAAAUGCCAGAACUGACCCUAUUCCAGAAGUAAAAGGGGUAAAGCUUGUUAAUAAACAAAACGAACAGGCACCCAAACUAGGGAAGCCACAGAUGCUGUUGAAUAAAGUCUCGACUGAUAAAAAGUCCCUUGAGAGAUCAGAGCUAAAUUGCAAGUCUAUGUCCUCUCAAAGUACAACUGAAAAGGAUACCAAAAAAGAUGUUGGAACCACAGUGAAAAGCCAGGAAGAAACAGCAAGGGCAAUGAAAGAAUCUACAAAGGAUGAUAGAUCUGAAUUAGAAUGUGCGAAAUUAGAAAGCGCAUAUGCAGGACAAAAAGGAAACCAUGCAAAUCAAUGUAUGGGAAAGACUCCAGAAAACAGUACAUCAGUAGAAGCCAGCAAAGCAUUUGUCAAGCAGGAUGAAGUAAUUAUUGAUGACAGCCCUCCCCCUCCUGCUCCUUUCGAACAUCGCAUAGUGAGCAUCAAACAAACAGAUGUGACCACGUGCUACUCGGUGUGUCGGCAUGAAGUGUUAGGAGGGGGGCGCUUUGGUCAAGUUCACAAGUGCACAGAGUUGUCAACGGGUCUUAAUCUGGCAGCCAAAAUAAUAAAAGCGAAAGGAGCAAAGGAAAGGGAGGAAGUGAAAAAUGAAAUAAACAUAAUGAAUCAGUUAAACCAUGUGAAUCUGAUCCAGCUUUAUGAUGCUUUUGAAUGCAAGAACAACCUCACCUUGAUCAUGGAAUAUGUUGAUGGUGGUGAAUUAUUUGACCGAAUCACAGAUGAAAAUUACCAUCUAACUGAGAUGGAUGCAAUCCUUUUCACCAAACAAAUAUGUGAAGGAGUCCACUACAUACAUCAGCAGUAUAUUCUCCAUUUAGAUCUGAAGCCUGAAAACAUAUUAUGUAUAAAUCACACUGGAAACCAGAUUAAAAUUAUUGACUUUGGUUUAGCGAGGAGGUACAAACCUCGUGAGAAGCUGAAAGUUAAUUUUGGCACUCCUGAAUUCUUGGCUCCCGAAGUGGUGAACUAUGACUUUGUUUCGUUCCCAACUGACAUGUGGAGUGUAGGCGUCAUCACGUACAUGCUGCUCAGUGGCUUAUCGCCAUUCCUAGGAGAAACAGAUGCAGAGACAAUGAAUUACAUAGUGAACUGCAGCUGGGAUUUUGAUGCAGAAGCAUUUGAACAACUCUCAGAAGAGGCAAAAGACUUCAUUUCCAAACUGCUUGUGAAGGAGAAGAGUUGCAGGAUGAGCGCAGCCCAGUGUCUGAAACACGAGUGGUUAAAUGAUCUACCAGGCAAAGCCAAGAAAUCCAAGCUUCGACUGAAGUCACAGUUGCUGCUACAGCAUUACGUGGCUCAUAGAAAAUGGAAGAAACAUUUCUACGUGGUAGCUGCUGCCAAUCGGCUGAGGAGGUUUCCGAGCAUGUCUGUCAACCUUGCAUAAGCUGUUGCAGAAGACCUAUAGGCCUUAGAGCUAGAGAUGAAGCAGAGAGAAAAGAACUGGAUGUUUUUCUCUCUUCUUCUGCCACUACUGUCAUCCUCAUGUUAUGUAUCAUGAGUGUGUUUAGGUAUCAGAACUGCCUCAGAGCACAACAACAUAGAAUGAAUUUUAUUAAUCUUUAUAAAACAGAGUUUUCCAUAGUUCUAUUCUGAUAGAACUCCAUUUAUACUUUCAAUAUGCUCAUAAAUAGCAGCUAAGUUCUGUGAGUGGGCCCAUUUCUUUUUGACAUCUGAUUAUUCAUAUGAAUCCAAAGCAUGGAUUAUAGCAGCAACUACUUAGUGGGAUACCUGAAGAAUUUCUGUGUUAAUGAAGUGCUGUACUAUCAGGGCAUUACCACAGUGAUGAUAGAUUUGGAGGGUAAUAGUGCUCCAUUUCCCCUGGCGAUAAUUGUUCCUCAAAGAAAAAUACCCAAGGACAAAACUGAGGUAGAAGUUUUUAUACAUUUCUUCUAAAAGAGUUCAAUUUUUCUGCCUCCCCCUUCAUCCACUUUUUUUUUUUUUUUUGCACAAAAGCUUCACAGUAAUGCAUGGCAAGUAGAG
Molecule: messenger RNA, 3413 nt
Organism: Pelodiscus sinensis (Chinese soft-shelled turtle)
Lineage: Eukaryota; Metazoa; Chordata; Testudines; Trionychidae
Gene: MYLK3
Product: myosin light chain kinase 3
Biological process (GO): intracellular signal transduction; protein phosphorylation; positive regulation of apoptotic process
Cellular component (GO): nucleus
Molecular function (GO): protein serine/threonine kinase activity; ATP binding
Source: RefSeq, a predicted model, not a curated record